UGUCUAUGACGUCUUGUGAUCACAAGACUUCUUCAUUUUGAGUUUUCUGUCAAGAUCGAAAUUGGAGAAAAAAGGCCUUCCCUUUUGGGAUCUACGGGUUUACCAGCUCCAAUUUUCCAGAAAAUAACACCAAGAUGAGGUACUUUAUGUCUUACCUGUUCGCGCUACUCAUCGCAUUCGCCAUACCUAUAUUUUCGUUGUACUAUCUUCUCAAUGGAAAGGGUGAGCAAAUCAGUAUUGCAUGGUUCCUGGAAAAUACUUCCCCCUACAUGUGGGGAACACUGGGAAUCGCCUUCUCGGUCGCGUUCUCAGUGGUGGGUGCCGCGAUGGGCAUCCACACGACCGGAGUGAGCAUAGUCGGAGGAGGUGUCAAAGCCCCCAGGAUCAAAACCAAGAACUUGAUCUCAGUCAUCUUCUGCGAGGCCGUGGCUAUUUACGGACUGAUCACUGCCAUCGUGUUGUCGGGAAUGUUGGAGCAGUACAAAGAGCCGCUGCUGGACAUUAACAUCAAGUACCAGAACUGGAUGGCCGGCUAUGUGAUGUUCGGUGCUGGUCUGGCGGUGGGGCUGGUGAACCUGUUCUGCGGUAUUGCCGUCGGCAUCGUCGGCUCCGGGGCUGCUCUGUCCGACGCCGCCAAUGCAGCCCUGUUUGUUAAGAUCCUUAUUGUUGAAAUCUUCGGGUCUGCCAUCGGUCUUUUCGGCCUAAUUGUUGGUAUUUAUAUGACAUCAAAAGUCAAAAUGGGCAACCAGUAAAUAAUUUAAGAAGACUUCAAUUUGAUCAUAACAAAAUUACAAAGCACUGGACUUCAUAACCCAGAGAAUACCCAAGGAAUAUCAGUGCUAUAAUAUAAGAGCUAAGUUUCAAUCAGUGUUAAACUGUAAUGUAUAAUGAAUUAUUUUGUUAAUGUGUUGCGGUUGAUGUAUUUAACAUUAAUAUAACAUACCUGUUAGUUUCUGGUCUUAGCACUUGUUGUAUGAACGCUCAAAAAACUUACUGUCCGUCUUUAAACUAUUAACUUCAAAAUGUGCUGAGAUUAGGUUAUUGGAGUGUUUAGACAGUUUUUAACAAGUAAUUGUGUUGUUAAAUAUCAGACAUUUGUCGAAAGUGACUAGGCAAACAGUGCUUUGCUGCAAUCCGCAUGAAGAACUGUUUUAUCUAGUCAUUUGGUUAAAGCUCAAACAUUCCAUGAAAUCUUAUUACAACUUUUAUGAAGCUCUGAUUGGUAAGUCUGUACAUUAUAACUGGAUGUAUCAACUCAAGAUGUGUAAAAUGAGUAUUGUUCACAUCAGAAAUUGAUAUUAUAUAAAUGUUUACUUAGGUAACUCCAGAUUUUUGAUUGAAAAAUAGAAAAUGAAUUAUUAGUUAAUAGUAAAAAAAGUUAGCCAAUAUUAUUUUCUGUAGAUGUGAACAUACUUGUCAAUCCAUACCCGAACCUCAGUUGUAAACAUUCAUUCAACUUUUGUCAAAUAUAUCAUAUUAUAACAUAAUAUUGUAGUCAUUGAAGAAUAUAUGAUAUUUCCCUAUUGAAUUGAUGUCUGUAUUUUUUAUAAAAUCUUUAAUAUCUUCAAUUGUAAAUAUUAGUUUGCUUCCUUUUUAUGAAAUAUUAAAAUCACUUAAUUUAUUGUACAAUGUAAAAAAAUCAAUAAUUUUAGGUAUCAAUGCAAAUGCCAUACUUUUUUUGAAGAAAAAUAUCAAAUCGACUCGGAAAGCACAAAGCUUCUGCACUGCUACCACGAGGAACAAAUUGAGAAAGUAUUAUGGUGUCUAAUGCCUACUGAUGCGGUUUAUGUUGAACAUGUUUGUGCAAAUGUAGAUAUAAUGUAUGUUGAUGAAUAAAUAGCUAAAAC
Aricia agestis (brown argus) is the source of this 1847-nucleotide messenger RNA. RefSeq names its product V-type proton ATPase 21 kDa proteolipid subunit (gene VhaPPA1-1). The record is from RefSeq and is a predicted model, not a curated record. Gene Ontology annotation, molecular function: proton-transporting ATPase activity, rotational mechanism. The transcript has 2 exons. Gene Ontology annotation, biological process: proton transmembrane transport. Bases 135 to 752 code for a protein of 205 amino acids. NCBI's taxonomy places the organism in Eukaryota, Metazoa, Arthropoda, Insecta, Lepidoptera, Lycaenidae. Gene Ontology annotation, cellular component: proton-transporting V-type ATPase, V0 domain.